Portunus trituberculatus (swimming crab) is the source of this 3485-nucleotide messenger RNA. Its product is annotated as longitudinals lacking protein, isoforms H/M/V-like. Lineage: Eukaryota; Metazoa; Arthropoda; Malacostraca; Decapoda; Portunidae. The transcript is spliced from 7 exons. Gene Ontology annotation, molecular function: protein binding. The record is from RefSeq and is a predicted model, not a curated record. Bases 423 to 1760 code for a protein of 445 amino acids. Gene Ontology annotation, biological process: regulation of transcription by RNA polymerase II. Gene Ontology annotation, cellular component: nucleus.
AACUAGAGGGGUUGUGGCCUCGCUUUCCCGGUGUGUGGAGUAUGUUGUGGACUCAGUCCUACCCGAAGAUCGGUCUAUGAGCUCUGAGCUCGCUCUGUAAUGGGGAAGACUGGCUGGGUGACCAGCAAUCGACCGAGGUGAAUCACACACAGAGUGUGUGAUGUGGUCUCAGACCUAGCCGAAGAUGAUCGGAAGAUCGGUCACUACGAGAUGACCGCUUUCCCUACGGGAAAGGUUGACUGGGUAGUGGGUAACCAGCAGACGACCGUGGUGAAUAACAGUGACUCAAGAAAGAUCUACAAGAGGAUCCGGACCUAAGAGCCAGUGGUAAACAAAAUGAAGGAAGGAGCACCCAGAAUCGUUUGACACACCAGAACCACUAAUUAAGAGUUGUGAGUGUUUAGUGCAGAUGUAGAGUCACCAUGGAUGGCGGCCUGUUGUCUCUCAAGUGGAACAACCACCGCUCCACUUUUCUCCAUGUCCUCUCCACUGUGAGGCAUAAGGAGUCGUAUUGUGAUGUAACCAUUGCCUGUGAUGGAAAGUUCUACCCAGUGCACAAGCUUGUACUCUCAACCUGCAGCGAGUACUUUGAGCAGAUGUUUGAGCGGACCAACUGCCGUCAUCCAAUCAUUGUGCUCAAGGACAUCCGCAAGGAGGACCUGGAGGCGCUGCUGAACUACAUGUAUGUUGGGGAGGUGAAUGUCCUACAAAACAACCUCUCAGGGCUGAUCAAGGCAGCAGAGGGUCUAAGAAUCAAGGGUCUUGCUGUGCCUGAUGAGUCACCAGUUGAGGCAGAGACGGGCCAGGAUGCCAAACGGAGCGUCCCUUGGGCUUCUGACGGGCCGGACAGCAAACGGCGGCGCCCAGAAGAGCAGCCAUUGUCCUCUCAGAAGUCAGUUCAUCCUGCAGGAGACAAGAACAGCCAAGAGAGGUCAUCAGGAGGGUACAGAGAACCCUUCAGAAUCCCAACAAGGAACAGAGAGACGGGACGAGGGGCAACGGUCAGUCCUAACCCAACACCUAUCCCGCCAAGCCCCGAGACCCACCAACCCAAUACCUCCCUCGCAGACCCUCCCCCAGACCUCCUCCACCCAGCAUCCCGUGAUCUCCCAGUCCCUCCCUCCCAGGCAGCCACCAGUAACGAAUCUACCAACUCCAGCAACGAGUCUGUGGGACCAGUAGAACAAGAGGUGAAGGUGGAUGAGCCACUAGUCAAGGAGGAGCCACAGGAGAGUUACAGUGAGCCAGAGGAAACCAAAGAUGCACUCCAGUCAACAGAUGCAGACCCAAGCCUCACCUUCUCCCAGCACUCAGGCAGCCUGGUGGGGGAGGCAGUAGCGGUUGCUGCAGCAGCGGCGGGGGCUGGUAGCUUCACUCCACAGCCACUCAGACCUACCAACCAGCCACAGACCUUGGAGGACCUUGUGGCCUUGCCGGGUGCAUCAGGACUCCAAGGGAAGAGUUUAUGGGAAGGUGACCGAGCGUUACUGGGAAUGCCUUAUGAAAGCUACUCUACCAACCAACCCAGAGCUUCACAAAUGGAUGAUGGAGGAUUUGUGGGCAUGCCAAGCAGUGUUGGGAAUCGCUUUACUUGUAGCUUCUGUCACAAGACAUUCGACCACAAGAACAACUUCAGGAAACAUGUGCGGACUCACACAGGAGAGAAGCCAUACCUGUGCUCUUACUGUUCCUACUGCUCGGCACGCUCAGACCUUUUGCGUAUCCAUGUAUUGAAGAGGCAUCCCUAUACAGCUAUGUGAGAAGCCACACUUUUGAUGGCAGACAACAUGCAUCUAUUGGACACUGUUCUGUUUUAUGGUCUUACAUUGUUUUAUAUUUUAUUUUUUAUAUAUUUAUCUUAUUUUCUCCUUUCUUCACAUCAGAUCUUUUCAUUUUUCUCUUAACUUCUUACAAAUGAUCCACUUUGCUAUUUUCUAUGCACAAAUUUCUGUGCAAAAUUUGUUAGUAUAAAAGGGUGAUGCCAACCGACAGUCAAAAGUCUCGUUAAUAACAAUGCAGAUUAUCACCCACAUGUACAGUUGCUCACAUUUAUAAGGAAAAGCUUUCACCUUUAUGUUGGGAUGAGACCAAUGGCAGUAGAAGCUUUAAUAAUGACAAGUGUGGCUGAGGAUGCUGAGGGAUGGACAGGUUGGCGUCAUUCACUGCUGCAGACUUAAAUGAUAGCAAAUGUAAGUUUGAAAGUGGCUUUUAAGUGGCAAAACAUUGAUAUAUAACAGAUUACAAAAAGGAAGCAUUUAUGUGAAAUGGCAUUAUAAUAAGCUGUGAGGAAAGAAACGUCUUUCCCAUAUCAUGUGGAAAGGGAAUGCUGGAUGUUAACUUUGAGGAAAUUAGUUUUUUUUUUCUUUUUCUUUUUUUCUGCAAGGUACUAACAGUUCACCUUGGAAUUUUGAGUAACUUUACUCAGUAGUACUGAUACAUAAAUACAAGUAAUUGUUAAGGAAAUAUGGGCUCUUUAAACCAAAAUUUUUAUACAUUUUCAUCUUUAAAUUUAACCCAUCUUAAAUUUGAAAUUAAACCAAACAUAACAUAGCCAAACUUUAUAUAAGCAAACUUAGAACAAACUUUUCCUGACUCUAAAUUAAACUUUAUGUAUCCUAACUUUCUAUAUAUCAAUAUACUCAUCCUAUACAGGGUGGCUCACAUAAAGCAUCCUACAUUCUCAUAUACACACUAUUCACACUCUCAGCUUCAUUAGUCUCUAAUAGAAAGUAAGUUGUGGACCACUCUAUUGCACCCCAGGAGCUGACAACAUACUUCCAUAGGAAACCCCAUCCUAACUUGACUUAAACAAAACUAAAUUGAGCUAUACACACACACACACACACACACACACACACACACACACACACACACACACACACACACACACACACUCAUUUGAACAUAACUCAUAAACCUUAUUGAGUUUUUUUUUUUACAUAAAAUUUUUCAGUUUGUUGCAGAAUGAUUAACUGUCAGGUUUUGUAUAAUGAUUGGUUAGUUAAGAGAGAGAGAGAGAGAGAGAGAGAGAGAGAGAGAUGGCAGGGAAGGGAUAAGAAUGAAGUCAUUACAAUAAUCAAAACUUACUCCACAGCACAGAAUAAAAUAUUCUUAUUAUAAACACAAUACUGAUAAUGUCUUGUGAGUGUAAUCAUACACUUCCAUACAUACCUAUUCUUUGUUUGUUGUUUUAGAUUUAUUGUACUUUUGAUUACCAGACAAGUUGAUCUCUUGGCCAUAUGUAAAGAUUUGUAGCCACACUGCUUUCAACUGCUGUUGGUCCAUGGCACUCUUAACCCAAACUGUUUUAUCAAUGUGAAUAACAGAGCUGAUAUUUUGUGAUGGGUUGUGUGUAUUCAACUGCUUGGAACAUUACAUAUGUUUGUAACUAGUUCGAGUGUUUGUAAAUAAUAGUGUUGGUUUGAUUUGUAAAAUUUUAUCUGAGAAGCCAAAACUUUGAAAUACAGAUUGAAGUACUAUUUGUG